Messenger RNA from Seminavis robusta, 3306 nucleotides. Lineage: Eukaryota; Bacillariophyta; Bacillariophyceae; Naviculales; Naviculaceae. The record is from the annotation of a GenBank genome assembly.
AUGAGCCCACCAAGACAAGAUGACGACUUGAACAAGAACAAAGAUGAAGAAAGUUUGCUAAAAGGCGAGGAUUCUACAAGAGCAAAGAAUGCUGGAACAGCUGGAACUGCUGCCAGUGAGAAAAGUGCCUUGUUGUCUCCCGAGUACAUGUACAGUCCUUCGCCCAAUUCUACCGACAGACCCAGUUUGACCAAUUUGACGGAAUACGGAGCUCUAAUGGCGGAUAGAGAAGAGGGAGAAGCUCCUCUCAUUCAAAUGCAAGUCAACGCAAACAACCAUAACUUGCCAGCAGCAAACAACAGCACAAGCAAUAAUAAUAAUAUUGCAAACAGCUUGGAGAUGACGAAUGGCCGCAAAUUUCAAAGAAAAAAUGCAAGAACGAACUGUGAUGCCAAAAAAGAAAGCCACGAUCCCCAUUCCGACAGCAGCAGCAGCGGCUCUUCUUCCGCCACUGACAAUAAUUUCGCCCGUCCGUUUUCCCUAAAUCACCCCGUCCAUGACUUGAAUCUGCGUACAGUGCAACGUCCCGAAUGGUCGGCUCCCAACCGAGAACUCUUUGCGGAUAUUCAAGGUCCUCUACCGACCAACUCGUGGUACCAAAAUCUGCUCCUCGCGACGAGACACGAACCCACAGAGGAGCAACGAGCUUAUCCCAUGCCAUACGUCGUCGACACGGUGGGACCCAUUCCAGGAUUACGAGUCCAUCAUACCAGCAUGGUGGCAUCCGAUUUGGUGUUGCAGCUUACAAAUAUUCCCAGCCAUGGGCUCACAUUGGGAGCGGCAUCGCAGUCCAUGUUGCUCUCCUCCAGCGCCACUGCUUCCAAAAAGUACAAAGUCACGCACAUGACGCCUCUCGGGGUCACAUUGCAAUGGCCCAACAAUCAGACCACGUCGUCGUUGACACACUCCACAUCCAUUGUCAAAGGAAUGCCGUAUGCAACCAUGGCAUAUUCCAUCCAAAAUGACAGGAAACUUUACCCCACGGAAGCCAGAUUGCGAGAACAAGCAGCUUCAGACCACGAUCAAGACAUGCCCACCAUCGUUUCGGAGGUACCCAUCUCGUCACCACCAUUGUUAGAUGGACAAACCAAUCUAGACUGCAAGAACGUGCAAUUGGUUCAAAAAGAAAUGCAACUGCAGUUUCAAGGUUCCGAUUAUACUUGGCUCGUUUUUGUUUCCCGCCCCGUAAUGGUCCGUUGCAUGGAAACAUCCAGUCUUCCUGGAACUUCCUUUGCCGUGCAGUUCCUAUUGGACAAUGAUGAUGAUGAUGAUGAUGAUGACAGUCGCUUUGAGUUUGAAACGGACAAUGACGAAUUCAACAGCAUCCAAUUUGAUUGGAACGUGCAGAAAAUGAGGCGCGAUGACCACGAGACUGAAAAGAAUGCAACCAGCUUGCUCAUGUUUGCUCUGCUUCAUCAUCAGGAUAUGUUCGCGGCAAGCCAGAAAGCUGGCAACAAGAACCCCCAGCUGCCGUCAUACCCCCACGGAAAAGGGGGACCAAAGUCUUGUGCUACUACGCUUUUGGGACCUGCUUGUUUGGUGGAGGGAUCCACAUGGAUGCUACAGGAGAAGCGUCAACGGGCGAGCUUUCGGGCGCCGCGUCCUCCACGCAACGAAGACUUGGCAGUCUUGGUCGACGCCUUUCGAAGUGAUCUAAACUAUAGUCUACCGCUAUAUUUCCAACGCGGUGCAGGAGACACGUACUUUUCCGGGAAGAUGCUGGCCAAGCUGGGUCGUAUUCUGACCAUUGGUGAAGAACUUCAUGAGAUUUGUGCAUCCCACGAUAGCCCCAAAGAGUGCAAGGGUUUGGACGUGCCAUCGCCAGAGCAGCCCGAAUUUCAGCAAGCGUUGGCCAGACUUCGAAGCUCUGUAGAGGUUUGGAUCAACGGAACAGCAGAUACACCCUUCGUUUACGAUGGCUUGGCUACGGGUGGUUGGGGAGGCGUUGCCAGUUGUGGUUGUGACUUUGACGAGUCGCAACAGCAGUGUCGCAACCAGUAUCCCGAUUGCCCUGGAUUCUUCAACCCCGGCCUGAACUUUGGAAUGGCAUUCUACAAUGAUCAUCACUUUCACUUGGGGUAUCAUAUUUAUUCAGCUGCUGUUGUUGCUCACUUUGAUCCUCAGUGGGGGCGGGAUCACUUUGAACAGUCUUGUUGCUGUGGCAUUGCCGUGUCUCCCUUGAAUGGAAGGAACCAAGAAUCUUCGUCGGAGGCUAUUGCGUCGUACGAAGGUGUCGCUCUCUAUGAGCAGGAAAUGGCCAAAGCGUGGGAAGGUUACGACCAAGACAAGGUUGCAACAGCCAAACAAAUUGGCCGGUAUGGUGAGGUCUUGUCCGCUAGUGAGGUCCGAUCGGCGGAUCGAUAUUAUCACAUCAUUGAAUCCAGCAGGGAGCAACAGUUCCCCAUUCAAUACACACCCCUUGUUAUCGGCAUAAUGUGGAAUACCAUGGCGCAGUUUCAGACUUGGUUUGGAGGUGCCGCCUACUUGGCGUAUGGCAUUCAGCUGCUGCCACUGACGGUUGCUGCAGAAGGACGUGAUUCUCUCGAAUGGUCCCAGGAACUGUACCAACCAUUUGCAGACAGUUGCACUGCCCAUCUCGCUCCAUGCCGCGAUGGCGGCUGGUCGGUGCUAGUCUUGGCAAUUUUGGCAACUGUGGGGCAACAGGACGAAGCAAUUCAGAAGACCUUGGAGCUUCCGUCCAGUGUAUUUACGUCGGCAGGCGGCAACGGCCAUUCUUUGACAAAUACACUUUGGUACUUGUCGACUCGUCCAAAGGUGGAUGAUCCACUGGUCGUUGUCGACCAAAACAACGACGACGGAAUCAAACAAACUGCCGACCUCGAGAAGAACAUGCACCCCCAAGGCGACGAAAAUGACGUGAAUGAGCAUCAGGGACCAGUUGUUGUCGAUCUAAACUUCAACUGCAGCUGCCCCGAAUCUUGUACCGAGAGGGCCUUGAACCAUUUUGCCAAUGGGCACAGCUGCGGCUCUCGGAUACUUUGGCUCAUGAACGAGAAAGAUCAUAAUGAAUAUGAUGCAUGUCACCAGGUUGGUGUGGAAUUCUCUGGGGAUUGUGGCGCCUGUGAUCCAACCCAGUGCAGCUCCAAGGAGACAGCUGCGUCGAAAUCAUGCCCUCCGUGCUCUACUGAGAUCUGCGGAGACAGCAAGCUCAACCAGUGCCCCUUGCAGAGUGCACCUUUUUUGUGCACGGAAGGCGCGAGCAAAGGCGGUUGUUCGCCUUCACCGUGGGUCCUGCACGACGAUGGCAUCUGCGAGAGCUGCUGCGAGCUGUCUCCCGCGUGCUAG